CUCUCACACACACACACACACACUCUCACACACACACACACACACACACACACAAACACACACACACACACCACCAUUCACUUCUGGCAGAGGGAAGACAGGACCACAGGAGAACAGUUACACACCUUUACUUCCAGUUAUUCACCCAGCCAUCGCCAGACACUUUUUCCCAGGAUGUGGACGCUUCUCUUGGGGGUCACCUUCGGAUUACUGGCCUCCUCCAGGUCCGAACAACUUCAAGUGAAUUCCCGCAGCUGCAGCUUUGCACGGGUAUUUCUGGCUGAGGGGGAGAGCCGUCACGCUCUGACCUUUGGCAUGGCUAAAAUGGUGUGUGAGCAGCUGCAGAGCAUCUUGGCCACUCAAGAACAAGUCCAGCAGGCCUUUGAUAACUCCAUGCAGACAUGCAGGAAUGGCUGGACCAGCAAUAUCAGUAUUGCCAUCCUCAGACAGGACUCCCAUGAAAACUGUGCAAACAAUACGACUGGCCUCAUUAUUAAUACAUCUGUAAACACUGAUGAUUCUUAUGAUGCCUACUGCUAUGAUGAAACAGUUGGGCCUGAGAAGAACUGCACAAAAAGAUUUGUAAUAAAAGCCACACCAGAGCCUCAGGAGUCAACAACAGAAGGCCCGGAAGAGACGACUGCAAAACCUGAGGAUGCUUCUGUCAGUGAGGGUGGGGACCCCACAGCAGCCCCUGGGGAAGAUGCUCUUACUGAGGGGUCUGAAACAACGCUGUCAGACUCCACUACUAGUCUAGAAGAGACAGAGACUGCGACUGAGGGCCCCGCCGUGGAAGAAACAACUGUGGAGUUCGACCUUGGAUCUGGUAUGAUGCUACCUGAAGAGGGAAAGAACACUCAGACGGCCCCUGUUGGAGAGUCUAAGUAUACACAAGCAACCACUGAAGAGGGGCAUGAUGGUAAAUAUGCCACAAUAGAAUCUCAACCAGAACAACCAAAUCCUAGUGGCAAAGGACGGGUGCCGGAUCCUACUGGCUCUGACCAGGGCGGAGAUUCAUCAAACUGGCUGGUUAUCCUUGUAGCGAUUGUUGCAGUUGCUGCUAUUCUUUUCGUGUGCGCAGCUGUUGUAAAAAGAAAGAGUUGGUGUGGCAAACAGAAGACCCUGAUGAUCACGUCCAAAGAUGGCGGCGAGGGCAACGGUGCUGCAGCAUCAGCAUCCAGCUCGCACGCCCAGGAGAGAGAGCAGGAGAUGGUGACCCUGAUGAAUAAGGAGAAGAUCACAGAGAACGGCAACACGGAGGAGUUCACCGUCAUCAAGCUAGAGGAGUCGCCAGAUAAACAGCUGGCGUGAGAGAGUGUAGAAGCAGACGGGGAAGAGUAGGGGAGGAUGGGGAGGGUG
Molecule: messenger RNA, 1359 nt
Organism: Notothenia coriiceps (black rockcod)
Lineage: Eukaryota; Metazoa; Chordata; Actinopteri; Perciformes; Nototheniidae
Gene: cd44b
Product: CD44 molecule (IN blood group) b
Exons: 8
Coding region: 175-1311 (378 amino acids)
Biological process (GO): inflammatory response; cell adhesion; positive regulation of ERK1 and ERK2 cascade
Cellular component (GO): plasma membrane; macrophage migration inhibitory factor receptor complex; basolateral plasma membrane
Molecular function (GO): hyaluronic acid binding; cytokine receptor activity
Source: RefSeq, a predicted model, not a curated record